Messenger RNA from Mya arenaria, 5108 nucleotides. Its product is annotated as SCO-spondin-like. The coding region runs from base 16 to 4068 and encodes 1350 amino acids. The transcript has 30 exons. The record is from RefSeq and is a predicted model, not a curated record. NCBI's taxonomy places the organism in Eukaryota, Metazoa, Mollusca, Bivalvia, Myida, Myidae.
GACAAAUACGUUGGUAUGGGGGAUUAUGUGGACAACCUUGAAGUAACGAGUGCUGACCAGGAUAUAACCAAUGCUUUCACGGAGAGCGGAGAAUACCUGACGACCGCUGUCGCCUCGUCUCUCGAACUUAAUAUCGGUGUUGCUAAUGUUGAAUCAGAUGUCACAGUGGAAACCUUCUCGGUCAAAAUCGAGGCAGAUACUUCUGGAGCUAUAAUUGAAAGCGUCGAAUUGGUGUUAUUGCAGGAGGAUGACACUACGUUGACAACUCUGACCCUAGAGCCUGUGUCCCUUACUGGGCCCACAUUCAGAAGUGUGACGGGCGAUUUCCCGGCAGAUUUUACAACUGGGAGAAUGCUUCUACGCACGGAGAGUGACAUAGAAACGACUUUCAAGUUAUCUGAGUUGCUCAUUAAGGCUUGUUUCGAACCAACAGGCACUACUCCGUCGCCGACAGGACCAGGAGUACCACCGCCAGGACCGACCACACAGGCACCAGGAGUUGGCACUACUCCGUCGCCGACAGGACCAGGAGUACCACCGCCAGGACCGACCACACAAGCACCAGGAGUUGGUACUACUCCGUCGCCGACAGGACCAGGAGUACCACCACCAGGACCAACAACACAGGCACCAGGAGUUGAAUGCGACAAAUACGUUGGUAUGGGGGAUUAUGUGGACAACCUUGAAGUAACGAGUGCUGACCAGGAUAUAACCAAUGCUUUUACGGAGAGCGGAGAAUACCUGACGACCGCUGUCGCCUCGUCUCUCGAACUUAAUAUCGGUGUUGCUAAUGUUGAAUCAGAUGUCACAGUGGAAACCUUCUCGGUCAAAAUCGAGGCAGAUACUCCUGGAGCUAAAAUUGAAAGCGUCAAAUUGGUGUUAUUGCAGGAGGAUGACACUACGUUGACAACUCUGACCCUAGAGCCUGUGUCCCUUACUGGGCCCACAUUUAGAAGUGUGACGGGCGAUUUCCCGGCAGAUUUUACAACUGGGAGAAUGCUUCUACGCACGGAGAGUGACAUAGAAACGACUUUCAAGUUAUCUGAGUUGCUCAUUAAGGCGUGUUUCGAACCAAAAGGCACUACUCCGUCGCCGACAGGACCAGGAGUACCACCACCAGGACCGACCACACAGGCACCAGGAGUUGGCACUACUCCGUCGCCGACAGGACCAGGAGUACCACCACCAGGACCAACCACACAAGCACCAGGCGUUGGCACUACUCCGUCGCCGACAGGACCAGGAGUACCACCGCCAGGACCAACCACGCAGGCACCAGGAGUUGAAUGCGACAAAUACGUUGGUAUGGGGGAUUAUGUGGACAACCUUGAAGUAACGAGUGCUGACCAGGAUAUAACCAAUGCUUUCACGGAGAGCGGAGAAUACCUGACGACCGCUGUCGCCUCGUCUCUCGAACUUAAUAUCGGUGUUGCUAAUGUUGAAUCAGAUGUCACAGUGGAAACCUUCUCGGUCAAAAUCGAGGCAGAUACUCCUGGAGCUAAAAUUGAAAGCGUCGAAUUGGUGUUAUUGCAGGAGGAUGACACUACGUUGACAACUCUGACCCUAGAGCCUGUGUCCCUUACUGGGCCCACAUUUAGAAGUGUGGCGGGCGAUUUCCCGGCAGAUUUUACAUCUGGCGGAAUGGUUCUACGCACGGAGAGUGACAUAGAAACGACUUUCAAGUUAUCUGAGUUGCUCAUUAAGGCUUGUUUCGAACCAAAAGAAAAAGUCUGCCGUCUUACUGCCGAAGCCUUUGAGGAACAGAUGGGCUCUUCCCCUAGCGGAUCAGCGUUCGGCUACAUCGAAUUAAAUGGAAACCCUGGGUUCAACGAUGGUGACGAGUUGGUCAGCCUUGAUGACGAAAUUGAAGAAAACAUGGUUGUCAAUGUGAUGUGCUAUAAAUGCGAAUGCGAAAAAAGGACGAUCAACUGCGAACCAGUCGAAAAUUGUACUACAACCUGCGAAGCCACGCCUUGGAGUGACUGGAGUGAAUGCAGCGCAUCAUGUAAUGGCGGGACACAGUCACGUGACCGCGAAGUGGUAUCCUCCAAUCCAGACUGUGACAACAGCGAGAAGGACUUUAGGCCAUGUAACACGCAGACUUGCGAGGAACCCCCGGAGUAUACACCUUGGACGGAAUGGUCAGACUGCAGCGCGACGGCCAACUGUGACGAAGGUGUGCGGGUCAGGACGCGCCAAUGCCAAAACGAUAUGUGCACAGAUGUCACAGACACCAUUGAAAUUGAGGGAUGCGUGAAUGGUGAUAAUUGUGAUGAUGAGAAAGUAUGUGACGAAGCUAUGGAAGAAUACGAUGAAUGUGCUAAUAAGAUCUGCGAAGAUGGGCCAACAACGUGUUUUGGCGAACAGUUUAACACCACAUGUGAAGAAAUGGAUGACGUCGAGUGCGUCCCAGGCUGUGCAUGUAAAAACGGACGUGUGAGAAAUGAAGACGGCGAAUGCGUUGUGCCGAAUCAAUGCAGCUAUUGUCUGCACCCUGAUGGUUCUCGUAUGGUUGAAGGGGAAAGAAUCGAGGGUCUGAGUCCGUGUGAAUACUGUAUGUGCUUGAACGGGGUAUACACGUGCGCAGUUGAAGAAACUUGCUGCGAGGUGGGCGAAUGGAAUGAAUGGACUUCCUGUGCGACAGACUGCGGCAGUGGAUUAAGAUAUAGAUACAGGACUACAACAAGCGGCUGUGAAGAAGGUUCCAAUGUUGAGGAGGAAGAAUGCGAAAAGGAACCGUGCAAAGUAUGUGUCCAUGAACAGAACUGGUAUGCAGCAUGGGAACAAAUCAACUCCACUGAUCCAUGCCUGGUCUGUUACUGUAUGGAGAACGGUGGAAUGCAAUGCAACGAAGAUAUCGACGCGGAUGUUGAUGGAGAUUGGUCUCCAUGGUCUUUAUGGCAGCAAUGCACAAGCGAAUGCGGCGAAGGACAGCGGCACCGGUACCGAUCCUGCAACAGUCCUGCCCCUCAGUGUGGCGGUAACGACUGCGAGGGGGCAGAUACAGAUUCUGAACCAUGCAACUUGCCGAGCUGUUGUACUACAUCCGAAUGGGGAGACUGGUCGCCUUGCACUGCCUCAUGCGACGGAGGUACACAAAUUCGCAGCAGGAAUUUCACGGACGCUGCCGAUAUCAACAAAGAAGAAUGUGAUGAUGUAGAUUUGACAGAUAGUGAAACGUGCAACGAAAACCCAUGCGACGAGGAAUGCACGAUUGGACCAUGGUCAGAAUGGAGCGAGUGUUCAGAGUCGUGCGGUGGCGGCAGUCGCACGAGGUCACGUGACACGACCUGUGAGGUUACUAAGGAGGAGACAGGGGGAUGCAACGAACAAGCUUGCAUAGAAUGCGAGGACACAGCGGAAUACAAGGAAUUCACCCAAUGCGAACAGAACACAUGUGAACGGUACCGCGCCGGCCAGGAGAGCUGCAGGGAUAACGGCACCAAGUACUGGGGAUGCGUGUGUAACGAGGGCUACCUGAUGAACGAUAACAAGGAAUGUGUUAAACCUACAGAAUGCAACAGCUGUUCGUACCAGGGGAUGACCUACGAGGAAGAUGAAGUUGUGUACUCGGAAGAAUGCAGCCACUUCAUCUGUGUAAAGGGUGACAUUGUCGAAACGAGCAAGUGCGAGAAGGACUUACAAUGUGGGCCUGGGGAAGUUCUCAUAGAAGGUAACGGUUGCUGUCCAGAAUGCAAACCAGCGGAAGAAACCCCAGACAAAUGUCAAGAGCAGACUAAGGAAAUACGCAUGGAAUACAAUAGUGUUGAGCACGGCAAAUGUGUGUCGGACAAAAAACAGAAAGUCAAGUUCUGCGGAGGUUCAUGUGGAAACAGUCUGGAUAUGCCUAUGUUGGCAAUGCCAGGGGAUAAGAGCUCUAACGCAAACUGCAAAUGUUGCUCAGGUGACCUUGGCGAGCGAAAUGAGGUCGAAAUGACGUGCGUACGGGAGGGUGGUGCAUCCACGAAGCACACGGCAUUCUAUCAGAACAUGACCAACUGCAAAUGUAAUCAGUGUGUCGGUGAGGAAACAACUUCACAGGACAUGGGAUUUCCAAUUAAACGCUAAAUAUGGAAACGAUUCACCCACUCGGAUUUGACUACCACGGACCGUUUAAUGGACUACGAGAUUUGACCACCAUCUGGGUUAAGAUAUGUCGGACAUCAACGGACGAUUGUUUGAUGACUAAAUUGGUGGACCAUCGAAAAAGGAACAUCAACCAUGCACAUUAUUUAUUCGGGAAAACACUGUCAUAGAACACUUAAAAAUAGCCAACAACACCUUUUAGAAAAAAGAAACACCGUGUCAUCAGAUGAAUAAAUUGUGGAAAAAACGAACACUGUCAUGAACAAUUAAGCACCCAACGAAAGCUUCGUAACUUAAUGAAUAACAACAAAUUAUUUGAAACAGUAAUAUUUAUGUCGUAAAAUUAUAUCUUGGCAUAGUAUCGAUUUUAUCGAUUUUGUUUUCCAAUCGGCUAUACCCGUAUUCCAAUAAUACCAACAAUACAAGCCAUAUAACUUAAGAUAAAUGUUUGUGAACAUUGUGUUUGUGCCAAUCUUUCUGUACCAAUAUUCAGAUUUUUUCAAGAAUUGUUAGCUCCAUCUGUGUAUUUUUUAAGAUGUUUUCCUAUUAAAUGAAGUCUAGUCAGUUUUUUGACAUUUUUCAUUUGUAUUCAUCCUGUUUCCAUAUCCUUAAAGAGCAUGGUUUAUUUUUGCAAAAUUUGUAACAAAUUAAUUUUGAGUAGAAGUCAAUGAAAAGUCCUAGCACUUAUGAUAAUUUUUUACCUUUAAAUAAAUUGUUACAUCUAUUGACGGUCGACUUUUUGAAAACCAAAUGACCCGUUUGUUACGUCAUAUUUAUAUUAGGGUGGUGUUUUUUUUCUUUCGCUUUUAGAUCUGAAAAAAUACACUGUUACAGACCAACAUAGAAUACAACUUUAAUGAACAUACCGGUGAUAUAUAAUAAAAAUAUCAAUCUUGAUAUUAUUCAUAUUAUUAUUAUUUAACAAAACUGGAUACUAUUUGUCUGUGUUAAAAUAUUUAACUUGUAACAUCGUUAUAAACUGUUCACUGUUCGUAGAAUAAACGCAGUAAGCAUUAACUAUU